AUGUCAAAUAUUGAAUCAUUAAAUUUACAUUUUACUAUUGAUAAUCAAACUACAUUUAUUGAUGGUGAACACAUUUAUAAUGAAAUUAUUGUUCAUAUGUCACAACUUCAAACAUUUAACUUUUGUUUUUGUACCUUUAUUCAAUUGGAUUAUUUAGUUCAUCAUUUAUCUAAAGAUGAUAUUCUACAAACUUUUUCUAACAUUAUGUGUCAACAAGUGGAUUGUAUGAUCAACUAUCGGCGUUAUGAUGUCAAAUAUCAUGUAUUUUCAUUACCAUUCAUGUUUGAUUAUCUUCCAUUUAUUGAUAAUAUAUUUCCAAAUAUUAUUUUCAAUCAUGUUAUAAGGUUGAUCGUGGAUGAUGAAAUUCCAUUCAAACAUGAAUUUUUCAUGCGAAUUGCUUGGUCUUUUCCUUUACUUAAAGAAUUACAUGUUUUUAAUCUUAUGCCACAGUCAUCAAUAUCAAACAAAUUAAACUCUAAUGAUAAUCAAUUACAUUCAACAAUUAUUGAAUAUCCUUAUCUUACUUUGCUUAAUCUUGGAUUUGUUCAUCAUGAUUAUAUCGAUCAAUUUCUUAAUGAUAAAAAAGCACAUCUACCUCGUCUAACCAAAUUAAUAGUCAAUUACUAUAAAUUAAUAACUGUCACGAAAAAUUUUACAAACGAUAGAACACGAGUCAAUUGUAUGAAAGUGAAACAAUUAAAUAUAAAUUCUAAAAUAAGUAUACAUUCAGAAGAUUUCUAUGUUUAUUUUCCUUCGUUGUAA
Rotaria sp. Silwood2 is the source of this 762-nucleotide messenger RNA. NCBI's taxonomy places the organism in Eukaryota, Metazoa, Rotifera, Eurotatoria, Philodinida, Philodinidae. The record is from the annotation of a GenBank genome assembly.